Molecule: messenger RNA, 4473 nt
Organism: Perca fluviatilis (European perch)
Lineage: Eukaryota; Metazoa; Chordata; Actinopteri; Perciformes; Percidae
Gene: mpz
Product: myelin protein zero
Exons: 6
Coding region: 180-866 (228 amino acids)
Biological process (GO): myelination
Cellular component (GO): membrane
Source: RefSeq, a predicted model, not a curated record
GGGUUUUCUGUUGUUGUGAAGCCCUCUGUCCUAGCGGCCUGCAACCCCUCCACUCACACUUUCUUUCUUUCUCCUCCUUCCACUCACUCACUCUCCCUCCAGAGUGGGACUCUUCCUCGACAGACUCCUGUCAGGUCUGCAGCAUCCGUCUUUUGGGAGCUCCCUAGAAGCCAGAAACCAUGCUGACGUUUUUGGCGCUGGCGUCGGUUGUCCUCCUGGGAAUAGUGCCUGAGCAGUCCCAGGCCAUUAUGAUUUACACUGGCUGGGAGCGCCACGCCCUGGUGGGUGGCGACAUCCGGCUGUCCUGCUCCUUCUUCUCCUGGCGCUGGACCUCGGAGGAAGUCACCUUCUCCUGGACAUACAGGCCUGAUGGCGCCCGGGACAGCAUCUCUAUCUUCCACUACACCGGUGGUGUGGCCUAUGUGGACAACAAGGGCCCGUUCAGGGACCGGUUGGAGUUUGUGGGGAACCCGGGCCGCCGCGACGGCUCCAUCCUGAUCAAAAACCUGGACUACAACGACAACGGCACCUUCACCUGCGACGCCAAGAACCCCCCUGACAUAGUGGGCCGGCCCUCCAGCGUGCGCCUGCUGGUCUUUGAGAAGGUGCCCAUCCAGGCUGGUGUGAUCACAGGCGCCAUCAUCGGGGUGGUGCUGGGCCUGCUGGUGCUCAUCGUGGUCAUCUACUACCUAAUGAGGUUCCUGGUGGCGCGCCGCGUCUUCAGCCUCAGUGUCAGCAAACAUGGCAAGAAAAAGAAAGAGGGAUCACAGCAGAGACAGGGCCCCGUGCCUGCCGCCGACCCCUCGAAGGUGAAGGCGGCCGCCUCCGAAAAGAAGAAGCAGGAGUCACGCAAGGAUAAGAAAUAGGAUACGGGGAUGGGCUGGGGCGGGCUCGCCAGCCGGCUGCUCCAGCCCGUACGCCUGGCGGUGGCCAAGGCCCAGCCCAAGCAUCAGCAGCGAACCGUAGCCAGAAAGACGGAGAGGGUGGUGGUGGGAGGAGGGGAGGAGGGCCCGGGCCGGGUGCUGAUGACCAUCGAUCUGGAGCUGACCCGCAAAAACGGGGAGGAGAGGCCUGGCGGCGAGGGAGGGAUGGGGAGCUCCAAAGCGCUUGGCUUCCUCUCCCACAUCGCCGACCAGCUCACCUUCACAAAAUAAACCGAUAUAGGGAGGCGGGGGAGGCCAAAGGGGGGGGAGGGGUGACGGAGCUGUGGAGGAUAAGAGAGUGGGCAGUCUACUGAGGAGACAGCAGGAGAGCUCAACCACAAACCUGCUUCACACCCACCACAACGCCAACCUGAGUCCCUGAAUAAAUGAGUCAAAUCAUAUCUGCUCAUGUCACAGGCUGAUGACUGUAGACAAAGCUAUACGGGACCCAGAUCUUAAGAUGUCAUGAUAAUACACCAGCCGGCACCCCGAGUACUUUUUGUCAGGUCAUAAGAUAUGCCAUUUGAAGCGAGACCUCAAGACGGCUGGGUUUGAUAACAAAAUCUAAAAAGCUGCUCCCCGGGUUUUUUGCCUUUUCUGGUUUCUUCCAUUGUGAUCCUAUCCACCGAAAAAAGCUUCCUCCAAGUGCGUCGGAUACGCAUCACAAAUCCCAAGCUGCAGGGACAAGCCAAUUUGCUUUUUUUCCCCCCAGAGGCGACAUGUCAAACUCCAACUUCCUCCCCUCACUCUGAUCUUCAUUCUUUUUUCAUCUCCAAUCCCAUUUCUUCCUCUUUUACUGUGAAUUUUCUGACUUUUCGUGUUAAUUCAAAUUACAAAGUGAUUUAUAUGCUAACUGCUCUAUCCUGUUUCUCUUCCUCUCUCUCACUUCCCUUCCCUCUUUUCCUCCAUUUCUUUCUCCUGUAGAUAAAGGUCUGACUUCUCCAUGACUGCCUCCACUCCUCUAGUCUGCUCCCUCCUUUUCUGCCCAGCCUGAUGCAACCCCCAUUAUUUCCCAUUAUCUCUAGUCUUUCAAGACAGCACUGGCUGUAAGAAUAGUCCUACUAUAUCAGUGGCAACUGUGUCAAAUAUUUUUUUACAAUGGCUGAUUGGAGAACCUGUAUGCACUCAUUGGGCAAACUGUAAAACAGUUUAAGGCCUAACAACCCACAUAACUUUCUUAAGAGAAACCUGAAAAGACAUCCCUCUGUGUUUAGAGUCUCAUGAAUCUUCCCCCUUAAUGUUUACGACUCAAUCACACACACACACACACACACACACACACUGAGCGGAGCUGCGAGUGCACUCUGGACUUCAGAUAGAGAAAAAGAGAGACGGAGAGGAGAGUGAUAGUGGGAGAGAAAUAUGAUUCCUGCUCUCAGCCGGGCGUAGAUAGAGGUUCAAGCCCUCGAGCUCGGGGUGAUUCAAUCCUUUCAACAUUUGAGCUAAUGGAGGUUGUCGGCCUGUCCCUGCCCUGGCUAAAGGGGGCUAUUUCUGGCCCUAUAAGAGCGUGCGGGCUUACUGUAACAGCUGCACAUUUUUUAGCUAACAGGGGGGUGGGGGUGGUGUGAGAAAAAGAAAGAGGUGAGCAGGCCGGGUAGGGUGUGUGUGUAUGUGGGGGGGUGCUGCUAUGCUUUUUGUGCCUGAGUGCAUGAGGCUGUCCGCUGUUGACCCGACGGCCGGUGACUGACAACCUGGAAUGACGUCACGGCGCGUAGGGCUGGCGGGCGCUCUCAGGAGUCUGGCAAAAGGGCUUUACAGGAAGAGGUUCAACUUCUGUGCUCUCCGAGUUAUUUUAGGUCCAGUUAAUCUGCUCGCACGUUUUUCCCCUCGCCAACCCAGGGCUAAUUAUUUUAGCGUGUACUGGUAACGAGAUCUCUCUCUCCAUCUUCAUCUCCCUCCUCGCCUCCUGUGCUGUCUUCACUGCUUUGUUAGUCAUCUCUGUUCGCAUCUUGGGAUUGACCUCCUUUCCUCCAAAACCCCUGUUUGAUUCUCUCUGUCCUUGUGUCUUUGGCUUCCUUUAUCUCUUCCUCUUCCUGUCGUCUUGCGACUCUGCGCUGCAUUAUUCCCCCACAGAAAAGGCCUAUACACAAUCCACUCCACUCUUUAAGCCUCUCCUUAUCUGACUGCCAGGCCCACUGCUCAAUGCUCUGCUCCUCUCUCUUCUGUCCUUCCUUCCUUCCUCCUCCUCCUCCUCCUCCUCCUCCUCCUCCUCCUCCUCCUCCUCCUCCCUCCUCCUCCCUCGUUCUUCUUCUUCUCCUUUUCAAAUUUGAUGACGGACAUCUCUGUCUCCCCUCCCUCCGGCUUGCCCAAUGAUCAACGAACGCCCUCUCGCUUGCCCUUCAAAAUGCCACCUCCCCCUAUAGGCAUGUCCCCCGCCAGCCCGCCUUCCCUCUCUUCCUCCGACCCUUUACUGUGUUUCUGCCGGUUCCGAUGCUAAAAAUGCUCUCCUCUGCCCCUUAAUGGCAAAGAGCGGAAACACAUGGGCAGAAAUCCGCCUUUGGUUCUCACUGAAGACGCCAAACAGAAACUUAUAAUCUAGCUAGCUCUAUUCUGGUCGCAAAUACGACGUGUGUUUUAUGUAUAUGUGUGUCUAGUUAAAAAAUGAGAUUUGCUCUAAAGCAAAAAAAAAAAAACAGCAUGUCACCCUAAGUAAAGAAAAUAAGACAUUUUUUACAUGUGUACAAAGAAACAUAUGGAGAACACGUUUAUCGAGGCAAGGAAGAAAUGUAAUUCUAUCUGAUGGAAUAUGUCAUUAUAUUUCUGACCUUGUGUGUUAUGGAAGGUACUGUGUGGCUGUCUCUAGUGUACGUUUUAUUCCGAGACGUAGAGUAAAUCGAGGUUUUCGUGCGGCGUCAGAGAGAAUAUUAGGGGUGGAUAAGGGUUCAGUUAUCCUUAGAUUCAGUGAGCUGUGGCUGGGGAGAAAAAAAAGGAGAGGAAGGUGCUUGCUGUGGAAGAAAGCUUCGGAGGAAGAGACUUAUCUGCCAAAAAUCCAUAUGUAUAACCACAGAUGGUCUGCUCUUCCCCCAGAGCCUUCUUUUAAAGGUGCUUCUUCCCCAACCCUGUGCCAAAGAUGGAAUGCGAUCUGUGUGCUUGACAUGCAGGGUGGAUAGUGUAGACUUGAAUGUUCCUUUAAAAUUCAUAAUGGCAAUGGAGGUGCUAAAAUCCACUUAUUUAUAACUGGAGAUCUAUUUCACUCGUCGCUGUUUAACUGUCCAGUCACAUGGAUUAGUUAGAAUGUUUUCUUCUUUUUCAGCAAAGCCACACAGACACCUGACAUAAGACAAACAGCAUUAAAAUUGCCUUUUAAAAAUGUUUUAUAUGUAUUAUGAACUGUAUUAGUCAUAGUUGCACAAUAACAUUCCUUUAUUGGAAAUGACUGGAGCUUCUUACAUUUUUUUUUUACAUUUAUUUUAAUGCUUGUGAUAAUUCCAGAGCACUAACAACUUUUGAUGACUCUGUAUAAUAUGUUGUAAAGAGUACGUAAAUAAAAAUUAAAGCCCCAAGCGCGGCUGCUGUCAACAGAAGACAAAGUAAACCCAGCUGAAAAAUG